AUUUCCCUGAAGCCCAUAUCAGAGCGAGCCUCCGCCCAUGACGCCCCCGCCCAGUCCGGUCUGAGCUGUGAAGAGGUUUGGACGACAGACGGAAGGACAGAGAACGGGAAGACGGUCCAGCAGGUCAGGAUCGAAGAUGAGUUCCCCUCCAGAAAUCCUCCUGGGAACUCUGGAGAACCUGAGGGAUGAAGACUUCAAAAGGUUCAAGUGGUAUUUGAGUCAGAACGGCGUCCUUGAAGGCGUGAAGCCAGUCAGCAAGAGCAGCCUGGAGUCGUCGGACCGGACCGACACGGUGGACAGGAUGCUGCAGUGCUACAGCACUCGCGCUCUGUCCGUCACCAGAACGGUUCUCACCAAGAUGAACAUGACGGGUCUGCUGGACAACAUCCCAGAAUCCACCUGGGCUCCUCAAGAAAUAUUGAAGAGCUGUCAGGAUACUCUCAAGUCCAACCUGAAGUUUCAGUCCGUGUCCGAAGGCAUUGCUAAAAUGGGCAACUCAACCCCCCUGAACCAGAUCUACACAGAGCUCCACAUCACAGAGGGAGGGGCUGCCGAGGUCAACCAGGAACAUGAGGUCCGACAGAUUGAAGCAGCUUCCAGGACAGCAGACAGAGAAGGAACAAGCAUCAGACUAGAAGACAUCUUUAAAGCCUCACCUGGAAGAUCUAAACCCAUCAGAAGAGUGCUGACAAAGGGAGUGGCUGGCAUUGGGAAAACGGUCCUGACUCAGAAGUUCACUCUGGACUGGGCUGAAGACAAAACCAACCAGGACGUCCACUUCACAUUUCCAUUCUCCUUCAGAGAGCUGAAUGUGCUGAAGGGGAAGAAGUUCAGCUUGGUGGGACUUGUUCAUCACUUCUUCACUGAAACCAAAAAAGCAGGAAUCUGGAGCUUUGAAGACUUCCAGGUGGUCUUCAUCUUGGACGGUCUGGAUGAGUGUCGACUCCCUCUGGACUUCCAGCACACUGACUUCCUGACUGAAGUUACAGAGUGCAGCUCAGUGGAUGUUCUGCUGACAAGCCUCAUCAGGGGGAAACUGCUUCCCUCUGCUCGCCUCUGGAUCACCACCCGACCUGCAGCAGCCAAUCAGAUCCCUGCUGACUGUGUGGACAGGGUGACAGAGGUCCGAGGGUUCACCGACCCCCAGAAGGAGGAGUACUUCAGGAGGAGGUUCAGAAAGGAGGAGCAGGCCAGCAGGAUCAUCUCCCACGUCCAGACCUCCAGGAGCCUCCACAUCAUGUGCCACAUCCCGGUCUUCUGCUGGAUCACGGCUACAGUUCUGGAGAAGGUGUUGAAGAGCAGAGAGGGAGGAGAGCUGCCCAAGACCCUGACCCAGAUGUACAUCCACCACCUGGUGGUCCAGGCCAAACUCAAGAAGGUCAAGUAUGAUGGAGGAGCUGCCACAGAUCCACCCUGGAGUCCAGAGAGCAGGGAGAUGAUGGCGUCUCUGGGAAAACUGGCUUUUGAGGAGCUGCAGAAAGGAAACCUGAUCUUCUAUGAACCCGACCUGGCAGAGUGUGGCAUCGAUCUCACAGCAGCCUCACAGUACUCAGGAAUGUUGACCCAGGUCUUCAGAGAGGAGAGUGGCCUGUACCAGGACAAGGUGUUCUGCUUCAUCCAUCUGAGCCUUCAGGAGUUUCUGGCUGCUCUUCAUGUCCAUCAGACCUUCAUCAAGUCUGGAAUCAACCUGCUGGAAGAACAACAGCAAACCUCCAGGAGGUCAAAUAUUUGGAAACCUCUCCACCUUCUCCAUCAGAGAGCAGUGGACGAGGCCUUGAAGAGUCCAAAUGGACACCUGGACUUGUUCCUCCGCUUCCUCCUGGGUCUUUCACUGCCAACCAAUCAGAGUCUCCUUCGAGGUCUGCUGAAACAGACAGGAAGUAGCUCACAGACCAAUAAGAAAACAGUCCAGUACAUCAAGGAGAAGCUGAGUGGGGGUCUGUCUGCAGAGAGAAGCAUCAAUCUGUUCCACUGUCUGAAUGAACUGAAUGAUGGUUCUCUGGUGGAGGAGAUCCAACAGUCCCUGAGAUCAGGACGUCUGUCCACAGAUGGACUGUCUCCUGCUCAGUGGUCAGCUCUGGUCUUCAUCUUACUGUCAUCAGAAGAAGAUCUGAAGGAGUUUGACCUGAAGAAGUACUCUGCUUCAGAGGAAGCUCUUCUCAAGCUGCUGCCAGUGGUCAAAGCCUCCAGCAAAGCUCUGCUGAGCAGCUGUGGUCUGUCAGAGAGAAGCUGUGGAGCUCUGUCCUCAGUCCUCAGCUCUCAGUCCUCCAAUCUGACACAUCUGGACCUGAGUAACAACCAGCUGCAGGACUCAGGAGUGAAGCUACUGUCUUCUGGACUGGAGAGUCCUCGCUGGAAACUGAACACUCUCAGGCUGAGCAGCUGUGGUCUGUCAGAGAGAAGCUGUGGAGCUCUGUCCUCAGUCCUCAGCUCUCAGUCCUCCAGUCUGACACAUCUGGACAUGAGUAACAACGACCUGCUGGACUCAGGAGUGAAGCUACUGUCUUCUGGACUGGAGAGUCUUCACUGUCAACUGGAAGCUCUCAGUCUGUCAGGGUGUCUGGUCUCAGAGGAAGGCUGUGCUUCUCUGGUCUCAGCUGUGAGCUCCAAGUCCUCCCAUCUGAGAGAGCUGGACCUGAGCUACAACCAUCCAGGAGCCUCAGGAGUGGAGAAGCUGUUUGCUGCAGUGGAGGAUACACAGUGCAGUCUGGACACUCUCAGGGUGGAGCCGGAUGGAAUGCGGUGGUUAAAACCUGGUCUCAGGAAGUAUUUCUCGAAACUUCAGCUGGACAUGAACUCCAUGAGCAGGGAGCUUGAAGCGUCCCUCAGCGAUGGGAAGGUGACCCACGUGGAGCAGAAGCAGCUGUAUCCGGAUCACCCGGACCGAUUCCAGGACUCGGGCUGCCCCCAGCUGCUGUGUGAGGAAGUCCUGAGCGGGCGGAGCUACUGGGAGGUGGAGUGGGCUGGAGGUGCCUGUGUGUCGGUGAGCUACAGGGGGAUUGGGCGGAGGGGGGACAGGAAGGACUGCGUGUUUGGAUGGAACCGUCAGUCCUGGAGCCUGAACUGCUCCAAUGAAGGUUACUCCGUCUGCCACGACAACAGAGUGACCUCCGUCUCCUCCUCCUCCUCCUCCUCCUCUGGUAGAGUAGGAGUGUAUGUGGAUUUUUCUGCUGGCUCUCUGUCCUUCUUCAGAGUCUCCUCUGACUCUCUGAUCCACCUCUACACCUUCAACACCACCUUCACCAAACCCCUGACUGCUGGAUUUGGACUCUGGUCCUUUGGGCACUCAGUGAGACUGUGCCCUCUGUAGGAUGGAAGGUCUCUGUCUAUGUCUCUGAGGGGACCACCCCGCCCGUACCCCCUACCCCCGCAGCCUGUAACCACCCACGUACCCCUGUACCCCACCCCCACCCCUGUACGCACCCCUGUACACCACCGUACGUCUCAGUCUUUAUCCAAAACUUGACCCAGACAUUAUUGAUGGAGAGGACAGAAUGUUUAAAGGGAUGUUUAUUCAAGAACAGGAGACAAUUGUUUUAAUCAUUUUAUAGUAAGCUAGAAAAUUAUAGAAAAAUGUUACUUUGUGCCUGCCAGCUGCUGCCCACUGCUGUGUGUGUGUGUGUGUGUGUGUGUGUGUGUGUGUGUGUGUGUGUGUGUGUUUGUAUAACUCCUCCAUAUCCACUAUGACCUCUGAGCUGAGAGCAGCCAUGACAGUCUGCAGCUGCUCUGUUGCCAUGGAAACCAGCUCCACUCAGCAGCCAGGACAGUGAUUCAGCAGUUUUUCAUGCAGUGGGCAUGGUUGAAGAAAUGGCG
Salarias fasciatus (jewelled blenny) is the source of this 3813-nucleotide messenger RNA. Its product is annotated as NACHT, LRR and PYD domains-containing protein 3-like. Gene Ontology annotation, molecular function: protein binding. The transcript has 8 exons. Bases 137 to 3310 code for a protein of 1057 amino acids. The record is from RefSeq and is a predicted model, not a curated record. NCBI's taxonomy places the organism in Eukaryota, Metazoa, Chordata, Actinopteri, Blenniiformes, Blenniidae.